UAUUAUAAUUUUACACACAAAAGGAAUAAACGGAUUUAAAAAGUUGGUAAUAGAAUAGAAGGAGGAGAAGCACAUUAUAUUGACCAUUUGGUCGGUGCUUUUCCUCCAAGAAACUUCUCCGAUUACUCUCCAUUUGCAAAAUUUAACGACUUGCCUUCUUUCAUAUAAGCCGAGUUAGGGUUUUGAACAGUUGUAUUUUUUUUAAUGGAGGUUGCUGGAUCUACAAGGAAGCCAUUUCAACAAACCGAGAUUAACUGGGACAAGCUUGAUAAGACUAGGUUCUAUGUCGUAGGAGCUGGGAUAUUUACAGGGCUUACUGUUGCACUAUACCCCAUUUCUGUCAUCAAGACUAGAAUGCAGGUGGCAACCAAUAAUGCUGCAAAAGAGAGUGCAUUUUCUGUUGUCAGGGGCCUAGUGCGAAAUGAUGGCAUUCCCGGUUUAUAUAGAGGAUUUGGAACUGUCAUUACAGGGGCGGUUCCUGCCAGAAUUAUAUUUCUCACAGCACUAGAGACCACUAAGGUGACUGCAUUUAAGAUGGUGGAACCGUUCAAGCUAUCAGAACCUGUACAGGCAGCUAUAGCAAAUGGUGUUGCUGGCAUGCUGGCGUCUCUUUGUUCACAAUCCGUCUUUGUUCCAAUUGACAUAGUUAGUCAAAGGUUAAUGGUGCAAGGAUACUCAGGACAUGCAAGCUACAACGGAGGCUUGGAUGUUGCUCGCAAAGUUCUGAAGUCAGAAGGUAUACGUGGACUAUAUAGAGGAUUCAGUCUGUCUGUUCUAACAUACUCCCCAUCCAGUGCUGUAUGGUGGGCAAGUUAUGGUUCGAGCCAGCGCUUCAUAUGGAGUAAGCUCUUGGAUAAUGGAACUGAGCAUGGUGGGCCUGCUCCCAGCCAGGGGAAAAUAGUGUCAGUUCAAGCUGCUGGUGGGAUCAUUGCCGGUGCUACUGCAUCUUGCAUAACAACUCCAUUGGACACCAUUAAAACUAGGUUGCAGGUGAUGGGACACGAUAAGAGACCUAGUGCAGGGCAAGUAGUUAAGCAGCUAAUUGCUGAGGAUGGUUGGACAGGAUUUUACAGGGGAUUAGGUCCAAGAUUUGUCAGCAUGUCAGCGUGGGGAACCUCCAUGAUACUUGCCUAUGAAUAUCUCAAGCGCUUGUGUGCAGUAAACGAAUAGAUUGAUGAAAGCUAGCUGCCAGACGACUCUUGCGGUAGGGUUUUUAUACUACUGACAUACAGUAUUUGAGAGCUGGAGAUAACAAGACCGCGGCUGAUUAGCUGUCUGUAUACAAAUGACACUAUGACUGUUAUAUGAGUUGACUUGGAAUCCAAGUACCUGGCCAAAAUACAAUUAAUUUUUCUUAGGGAUUUCUUAGAAUAUUCUUAAAUGAUUUUUGCCAGAUAAAUGCUACAUUCAUUGGUUGUAGUGAGUCGCUACAAGGAGGACGAAGGGCGUAUCUUUGAAUAAUUUUUGCCAGAUAAUAAAUGUAAAAUGUAAUAUUCAUUCAUACAAGAAUAGAUAAAUGCUUGAUCAACUUCAUUUUUCAAGCCUCUA
This is a messenger RNA of Solanum pennellii, 1548 nucleotides long. Its product is annotated as solute carrier family 25 member 44. The transcript has 6 exons. Gene Ontology annotation, biological process: transmembrane transport. NCBI's taxonomy places the organism in Eukaryota, Viridiplantae, Streptophyta, Magnoliopsida, Solanales, Solanaceae. The coding region runs from base 205 to 1170 and encodes 321 amino acids. The record is from RefSeq and is a predicted model, not a curated record.